CGAAUGUAUUACGUACAACUAGAACCAUCAUUCUCUUUCUCCUACGGACGUGGCCUUUUCACCUUCUUUCGCCGUUUUCUAGCUGGAGACAGGAGACAGCGUUUGGUGUAGCUUGCCACAAUCCACAAUCAAUCCGCUUGUUUCCAGGUCGAUGGCACUCUUCGCUGUACUUCCAGCAGCUUUUCUAGCUCUCGUAUUUGCUUCGCCAGUGCUCUCUGCUCCCAGUUCUUCCAACGAUCCUUUCAGAGCUCUUUCUGCGCAUGCUACUAGACAACCCGAGCCUCCUGUGUGCUGCUUGACACCCUUACCUCCUAUUGAGCCGGUGGAAGAUGAAGUUUUGUUAUCUUUUGAGGAAUGGAAAGAGAAGCAAGCUGCACUGCAGGCGUCCGCUAAAGUCAAUGGAAAAGGAGAACCACCUAAUCACACCAAUGCAGUUGCGGGAAAUUCUGCGCACGUCAAUGCAGGUCGUGAAAUACGCUCAUCUGCUGCCGAAAAUGCUGUUCCAGUAACACCUUCCGAAAUGCUGGACGCCUUAGACUCUGACAAUGCGUCAGAGAAACUUUCUCCACACUUCCAGGUUCCCCUCACGGAUAGAUUUAAUUAUGCUGGCACGGAUUGUUCCGCGCGCGUUCAUCUGGCACAUCGUUCGGCCAAAUCGCCUGCAUCCAUACUGUCUUCCAAGCGUGAUAGAUACAUGCUCAGUCCGUGUAACUCUCCAAAGGAAAAACAAUUUGUGGUCGUGGAGUUGUGUGAAGACAUUCGCAUUGAUACUGUGCAGCUAGCCAAUUUUGAAUUCUUCAGUGGGGUGUUCAAAGAUUUUACGGUCAGCGUUUCUAAGACGUACAAGGAGGAUUGGAUUGUUGCAGGGACCUAUAGAGCCAAGAAUAUUCGCGGUGUUCAGUCUUUUCACCCGCCGCCGUCCUUGACCGGAUUCUAUCGCUUCAUUCGCAUUGAUUUUCAUACCCAUUAUAGCAACGAGUACUACUGUCCAAUAUCCCUUCUUCGCGUGUAUGGUCUAACUCACCUUGAAGAGUGGAAAUGGGAGAUUUGGGAGGCAGAAAGUAGAGCCAAGCGCGAGGGACUCCUGGAGCCUUCUGCUCCUCGGCAAGUCAUUGCAGAUGAAUCUUUGUCGAUGAAGUUGCCUUCGUCUAUAGCGUCGGAAGCGAGUGUCAAGCCCCCCGUAGACAACGGUGCAGCAUCGGUUCCUCCAUCCAACAAUAGUUCUUCCACUACCACGGACGAUGAGGGAGCCUUAUCGUUCGCCGCUCAAAAAUAUUCCACCUCUCACCGUACGCUGCCCGCUUUUGCUUGGGAACAGUUUGCCACAGCCAAUACAAAGGAAACUGAGGUGCCCCAGGACAGUCACGAAUUACAUACCAUCACAAAUGAUCAUAUUGCCAUUUCCACGUCCACAACUUUAUUUUCACCUUCUCCUCUCAUCACUCUUCCCAUCGAACUCUCAAAUACCACCGUCAUCUCAUCUACUCAAAUGGCAUCUCCAGUUGCCUCUUCUUCCUCCAUAGUUUCUGUCAUGCACCAAGUCCACAAUCCUCCACCUGCAAUGGGGGGCGAAUCUAUCUAUCGUAAUAUAAUGAAUCGGCUCACUGCACUGGAAGCCAACCAUACGCUAUACGUCCGUUAUGUCGAAGAACAGACAAACGGUGUGCGAGAGAUGAUUCGCCGACUAGGUGAAGACAUUGGUCGCUUAGACGGAAUUGGAAAAGCGCAAGCUCAGAAAUUCCAACGCAGCUUAACAGAUUGGGAAAAUCAACGGAAGACGCUAGAGGAUGAAUAUAUGGAACUCGUUGCUCGAAUUGAGUAUCUUUCAGACGAGAUCGUGCUUGAGAAACGUCUUGGAAUCGCCCAACUCUGCUUACUUCUCGCUGUGAUUGUCUUCAUUGGCCUGACCAGAGGUUCGAGAGGGGAGUCUCCUCCAGAACAUGGGCCCCUACGGUUCAAUCGCUCUAUGCGUGAUUGGGGUCGACGCCAUCUGAGCUUUAGUGGUCAAUGGGCCAGCCGAUUUAUAUCGAGCUCUAGUCCUAGUCGAAGUCCACCCAGAACUGCCAAGUCACCCAAGGGAAAUUUUGUUCCGCAGCAAAUAAACCUUGAUGAUGGGCGAGCCCCUUUUCCGACUCUCAGUGCACGGCCGAGAGGGGUCAAAAGCGCUUCAUAUGCAAAGCCCCACGUACCCGACCGCAAAGUUCAAAAUGUCUACAUCCACGCUCGGUCCAGAUCUCGUACUCCCUCUCUCCCUCUCCGUACCGCACUUCCUCAUAAUCCGCGCAUCGUCUCCCGCCCCACUACGCCUACUACUUCUAUCACAACUGCCCUCCGUCCUCAGCUGCAGCGAGCAAAUUCUCUCACCUCCAGUAACACUGGUUUACCUACGAGUGCCUCUUUCUCAGCAGUAGGACCUGUUCCCAAGAGCGCAAAGCGCUGGGCGAGAACUGCACAUUUACACGAAGUGAAAAGCCCUGCACCCCUCAUUGCUACCGCAAAUAACAAGGUUGCGAAAGACGAUAGUAAAAAUCUGGAGAAGAAAUCUUCAGAAGUAGUGUCGAACGCUCGUUCAAUGACCACGUUGUUGACUACCCAAGAUAAAGCUAAAAGCUUAGAUGAUUCAGACCUCUUUCUAGAAGCCCCUGGCCGUUCAACCAGGAGAUCCAAUCGGUACUCCUUCGCAACUUCGGAUAUCGACAAGCCAAUGAUUCCUGCAGGGAAACGUUGGACGUCAUCUUCUGAUAGCUCUUGUGACGGGGACGGCGGGGAUCUAUGGAUCGACACUGACGCGACUGACACGAGCGUGGAUGGAGAUUCAGGUGGUUUCAGUGGGUUUAGUUUUGAAGAAGGUAUGUGAAAGGUCGUUCGGUCCUGCGCUCGAUGCAUCAUUGUAUAACAUCAUCAUUCCGGAUUUUUACAUAAACGUUAUCUCACUAGUAAAUAAGACCUUACAUUUUCUACUGUUACUCCUCAUCAAGCAUUGCAUAAAACUUCAAAAAUUAGAAACCUGUAUAUUAUUAUUAUGAAUUGCAUGAU
Lentinula edodes (shiitake mushroom) is the source of this 3036-nucleotide messenger RNA. RefSeq names its product UNC-like C-terminal-domain-containing protein. Bases 152 to 2857 code for a protein of 901 amino acids. NCBI's taxonomy places the organism in Eukaryota, Fungi, Basidiomycota, Agaricomycetes, Agaricales, Omphalotaceae. The transcript is spliced from 4 exons. Gene Ontology annotation, biological process: protein folding in endoplasmic reticulum. The record is from RefSeq and is a predicted model, not a curated record. Gene Ontology annotation, cellular component: membrane; cytoplasm.